ACAAUAGUACAAAGGUAUACGAUGAUUUGCUCAGCAACCUGACCGAAUCAAGUAGACUACGAUUUAAAGAUGAAGCAUUAUGUUACGGAUUGCCAUAUGGAACAUUCGGAACAAUUGACUGGUUUAUAACAAUUGUGGAGAUCGCUUUAACCUACGCAAAUCUUUCCCUAUAUUCUCCUUGGAAAUGGGGUAAGAAAUGGGGUAAGAAAUACGAGAGACCAAAGCUAAAGUCGUUGCUUUUUAGCUCUAUUAAAGUAAUUGGCCCAGUUAUCUAUUCAAUUGUCACUUGCCAUUCAAAUUGGACAAUGGUAUUAAUUGCAAUAGGACAACUCAUUCCUUGGAGUAUUAAGAUAGCAAACGAUGGUUAUGCUAGUAAAGUUGGCGAUGAUUUAGAAAAAAAUUAUCGCACUUAUGGACUUGUGUUAACUGUUAUAUUGCAUAUGAUCGGUUGGGUAGGUCUAGGUGCGAUUCUUUUUGAUCCGUACAAGAAUGCCAUUCAAAUAGCAUUCAUGAUGAUGUUCACUACAGCAUAUUUAAUAUGCUAUCACAUGUGUUGCUGGAAAUAUAUGUGUAAAUGUUUGCAUCCAUAUCCUUGUUGUUUAAUGGUGUUAUUUUAUAUACUUGUAACCACACAUGUCUUAACUUUACACAUAUGUCUCGCUAAACUUAAUAAUAAUAUGAAUGGAGUUCCUCCAAAGAUUCCCAAAUUAAUUAAAUUAGGUAGGGCAAAACGUGAAAUUGUAGCUAAAAUUAAAUAUUGGCUUAAGUUUGAAGAAUAUCCAGAAACCUCUGAGGAUAGAGUCGUGUAUGUUUAUAAUAUAGUUGGUAUAGAUACUAAGAAAGCUUUUGAGAUUUUUAAUCUUAAAAAUAUUCAAUAUGCCUAUAAAGAUGAAACGACUCAUGAAAGUAUCUAUUGUUCUUUUUUAAAAACUAAAGUUUAUAAAGAAACAAGAACAUGUUGUGGUGUUAAAAUGUGCCAAGUUGUGGUAUCUGAAUUAGUAGCGAUAAAACAUGUAUUAGUAAAUUUUAAUAAUAAUUUGUUUAAAAAAUAUUUGAAGCAAGUGAACUGUCUUUAUAUUUAA
Molecule: messenger RNA, 1082 nt
Organism: Racocetra persica
Lineage: Eukaryota; Fungi; Glomeromycota; Glomeromycetes; Diversisporales; Gigasporaceae
Source: the annotation of a GenBank genome assembly